Varanus komodoensis (Komodo dragon) is the source of this 759-nucleotide messenger RNA. RefSeq lists its product as uncharacterized. Lineage: Eukaryota; Metazoa; Chordata; Lepidosauria; Squamata; Varanidae. The coding region runs from base 1 to 759 and encodes 252 amino acids. The record is from RefSeq and is a predicted model, not a curated record. The transcript is spliced from 2 exons.
AUGGCACUGACCGAAACCCAGGACAGAGCCAAAGUUUGUCUUGCCUUGCAGAUGAGAGUCCCGGCCGCCCUCAGCGCGAGGGGGAGUCUGCACAGGGAGCCGCUCUCGGGCCGCCUCCUCGCCCGGCCCGGCCCGGCCCGGCCCGCCGCCCCUCGCGCCUCCCGGCUGCUCCUCCGGGGAAACCGCCCGAGCGAAAGGGCGCGAGGCGCGGCGCGGCGCGGGACGGCUCCCUCCUCGCGCGCCAGGCCCGCCACCGCUUCCCGCCCAUUCGGGAGCCAAUCGGAGGCGCGCCUACCUCGGCCGCGCGUCGCCGGUCCCCGGGCAGCCAAUCGGAACGCAGCGCGCCUCAGCCGAGCCGCCGCGGGGGCCGCUCCCUCACUCUCCGGGAGGAAGGUCGCCUCGCCGGGCUCGCCGCCAGCGCCGCCUCCGUCCUCGGAUCCCCGCGAAGCCGCCGUCGCGAAGCCCUCCAGGCAAGGCCCGAAGGUCUCCAGGCAAGGCCGCGAAGGUUCUCCAAGCAAGGCCCGAAGGUCUCCAAGCAAGGCCCGAAGGUCUCCAAGCAAGGCCGCGCAGCCCUCCAGGCAAGGCCCAGGCGACACCGACGUCUCCGAGCUCGCGGCGGCGGCACAAAACAUCCUUUCGCAGCACUCUGGCUCGGCCUCUUUCUUCGCCCCCUUGUUCGUGCGCUUAGCGGCCCGUCAGGCUCCCCCUCGCCGUGCUCGCGAGGCGAGAAGCGCCCGCAGCAGCCUCCGGUCCCUCUAA